Nerophis ophidion (straightnose pipefish) is the source of this 5852-nucleotide messenger RNA. Its product is annotated as zinc finger protein 25-like. The record is from RefSeq and is a predicted model, not a curated record. Lineage: Eukaryota; Metazoa; Chordata; Actinopteri; Syngnathiformes; Syngnathidae. The coding region runs from base 315 to 1844 and encodes 509 amino acids. Gene Ontology annotation, molecular function: nucleic acid binding. The transcript has 3 exons.
ACACGGCGAGGAUAAAGCAAGAUGGCGUCUGACGGUGAAGACGUUAUUGCAGUCGUCACAGUUCAGUGUUCUUAAUCUGUGCCUCCAUGUACACAUAUAUGUCCUUUAUUACACUCUAGUAAAUAGAGUAAACAUCGUUAAUAACUGUUUGCAUCCGGUUAUAUUAGUCUGAGCGCACUUUGAUGCUUCUCGAGCUAGCUUAGCCUGCUAGUUAGUUUAGCUUGUUAGCUGCUAACAAAGAGAGGCGGAAGUGAUCAAAACACAUCACUAAGUAGAGAUCAAGUGUGAGUGUAAAGUGUUGUGAUUGUGUGAAAAUGUGCCAAAGAACCACAGCAGAGUACGAGGAGGAACUUUGUCCAACAAAAGAGGAGAAGGAGCGACAACAUGAAAAACAUCAAGUUGUGUUACACAGAACAGACAUCCAUCAGCUGAUUGGACACCAAGAAGAAUGUCUCCCUCAUCUGCAGGGGGACAGUUUCACUUUAGAGUAUCCACAGCUCUCAAAUUUUAAAGGGGACAAGGAGGUUCCACAGCCCCCCUAUUUCAAAGAGGAAGAGGGGGGAGAGUGUCCUGUAGGGCAGGAGGAGGCUGAUGUCAGCAAGUUUCCACUGACUGUUGUCUCUGUGAAGACUGAAGAGCAUGAAGACAAACCACCUGAGUCCUCACAGCUUCAUCACAGUCCAAACAUCUGUGAAGAACAUCUUCACCCUGAGCAACAGAAGUGGAGCUUCAGGAUGCGGACAGAGGAGCCACAGCCCUCCCACAUUAAGAAGGAAGAGGAAUACCCACUGAUACUCCAUUUUAAAAAGGAAGAGGAGGACCCACUGACACCCCGAUUUAAAGAGGAAUAUGUGGAUCCACUGACCCCUCACAUUCAAGAGGAAGAGGAAGAGCACAGCAUCAGUCAGCAGGGAGAGCAUCUUGAAGGACUGGAGGAGGUUGAUGUCACCAAGAUGCCAGUGACUGGUGUCCCUGUGAAGAGUGAAGAUGAUGAGGUGAAAGGUGAAAGUGAGGAGAGGGGAGGGGGGGAGCCUCCAAGCAGCAGCUCAACACAACACAUGACAACAGAAGCUGAUGGAGACCACUGUGGAGGAUCACAAGCAGACAAGCUCUUAGCUCCACUAUCAGAUAGUGAGGACACAACGUCACACUCUCCUGACACUGAUGAUGAAGACUCUAAAGAUGAUAAGACAUGUCACACUGACAACACUCACUUCACAUCUUCUCACUCUCACAAAACCUUUAAAUACCAUAGUCGUCUGAAAAGACACAUGAGAACACACACCGGGGAAAAACCUUUUUCAUGUUCAAUCUGUAGUAAAGAUUUUACUAAAAGACAAAAUUUGAAAAGACACAUGAGAACACACACUGGAGAAAAACCUUUUUCAUGUUCAAUCUGCAGUAAAGAUUUUACGCAUUGGCACAAUUUGAAAACACACAUGAGAAUACAUACUGGUGAAAAACCUUUUUCCUGCUCAGAAUGUGGCAAAAGUUUUGUAAUAAAUCAAAGGUUAAAAGUACACAUGAGAAUACGAACUAGAGAAAAAACUUUUUCCUGCUCAGAAUGUGGUAAAAGUUUUGUAACAAAUCAAACCUUAAAAGCACACAUGAGAACACACACUGGUGAAAAACCUUUUUCGGGUUCAAUCUGUGGUAAAGAUUUUACUCUAAGGCCCCUUUUAAAAACACACGUGAGAACACACUCUGGUGAAAAACCAUACUCUUGUUCAAACUGCAACAAAAGCUUUCGUCACCGACAAUCUUUCACAGUACACAUGAGAAGACACCCAGGAGAGAAAGUGUUGAGUUGCAGUGUGUGUGGUGAAAGAUUGUCUUCUAAGUAGCAGUGUAAGAAACACAAGUGUGCUGGUGAGAACAGCAGCAGCAAAUGAAACUGCAGGAUUUGAAAUAAACUGUCCAGACUUUCAUUUUGACUUUCUAACAACAUCAGCACAUAUAACAUGUGUGACAUUGUUGUUUGUCUAACAAUCUUUUUAAUAUGCUUCUACAUUUAUAGAUUAGACACUUCAGAUUAGUGCUUUUAUUACAGUCAAGUACAUGAGUUAAUAUACACAUUUGUGUACUUUGAAAUGAACACAACAAUUUGACUGAAAAGGUGAGAAUAAAUAGUAUAUAAAAUAUGUUACUUACAGUAAACAUUUUAAGUGUAGAUAUCCAUAAUUUACUUUUAUACUUAUUCAUAAUCGUGUUUCAUAUGUUUUUUGUAAUAAUGAAGAGUUGCAUAUUUUAUUUUCUAAUCGUAGAUGAUUCCAUAGAUGAACUCUUAUAUAUGAUGUACAUAUUUGUUUUACAUGUGUUCAUACCUUUGCUUUUGAGUACACAUAAAUCCCUCUUAGUUCAUAUUUACUGGUUCACAUCUGAAACAUCUUCUGGACCACUUCUGGAAGCAUAUUAUCAUUUACUUUAUACAUCAUUGGUGCAGGGAACGGUGCUGGCCCCUCUUCUCUUCACCCUGUACACCGCUGACUUCUGCUACAACUCAGAGCUGUGUCACAUCCAGAAGUACGCGGAUGACACAGCCAUCGUCGGGUGCAUCAGGGACGGCAGAAAGGAGGAGUUUCGGAACCUGGUGAGGGACUUUGUUGUCUGGUGCCACACGAACGUCUUGCAGCUCAAUCCGUCAAAGACCAAGGAGCUGGUCAUUGACUUGGGGAGGUCGAGUCCACGGUCACAACCUAUUGUGAUCGAGGGAGUUGAGGUACAGACCGUGGACUCAUUCAAGUACCUCGGGGUUUGGGUGGACAAUAAGCUGGACUGGACUGUUAACACGGACCACCAGUACAAGAAAGGACAGAGCAGGCUGUACUUCCUCAGGAGACUGCACUCCUUCAACAUUUGUAGAAAACUCCUGUGGAUGUACUACCAGUCUGUGGUUGCCAGUGUUCUGUUCUACAUGGUAGUGUGCUGGGGGGGCAGUACAUCUAAGAAGGACAGCUCCAGACUUGAGAAACUGAUCAGGCGGGCCGGUUCUACAAUCGGAAUGAAACUGGACUCACUGGUGAGGGUGGCAGAGAAGAGGACUGUGGACAAACUAGUGAGCAUCCUGGAUGAUGCCAGUCACCCUCUGCAUAGUGUUAUCAGUAGCCAGAGGAGCCUGUUCAGUUCUAGACUGCUUCAUCCCAAGUGCAGGAUUAAUAGACUCAAAAACUCCUUUGUCCCACACGCCAUUAGACUGUACAACUCCUCUCUGGGGCGGGGGGCGGGGGGUACUAGGAUGACAGGGGAUGCAAAACAAUAACAGUGCAAUACGUUUUCAUAACAUGGUCACUACUGCCUACUUUGUCUUGUUAAAUUCUUAUUUUACUGUUAUAUUGUUGUUCCCAUUGUUUUUAUUCUUUUUGUAAUAUUUCUCUAUUUUGUUUCCUUUUAAACCCCCAUUAUUUACUUUUUACUUUCUUUUUUUUUUUUAAAUUGAUCUCAACUCUGUACACUGCUGCUGGAAUUUUAAAUUUUCCUGAAGGAACUCUCCUGAAGGAAUCAAUAAAGUACUAUCUAUCUAUCUAUCUAUCUAUCUAUCUAUCUAUCUAUCUAUCUAUCUAUCUAUCUAUCUAUCUAUCAUUUGAACAAUUGUUUUUUUAUACAAGAUCAUUUACUUUUAAAAUGUGUGACUUUAUGAAUCAUUUGUUGGGUCUCUAUAAUCCAUUCUAUUAAUUGUCCUUUUUACUUUCUUGUGUAAUAUGAAUAUUGUUUUGUGAUUGUUUUAUAUGUAUGUCCCCAGACCUUUAUGCAAUAAACAAUGUAUGACUCAACUAAAGUUGGGUACAAUAAUUAUAGUUAAUAUUCAUAAGUAUGUAUUUUAUUCUAUUUCGUAUUGCACUCCAUUUUUUUAUGUUUUCUUUAUAUGACUUACAUGUAGUGUCCAGCUUACUUCAUCAUCUAUAUUAACUCCUAAAAAUGUGAUGACCUUUAUUCCUUUCAUUUCAAUAUUAUCCAUCAUAAUUUGUGUUUUACAUUUUUACAAUCUCCAAAUAUGGUAUAUUUAGUUUUAAGUGGAAACAAGUGGAAAGGGGAUCAAUUGGAAGUCUCCUAUCAAAUUUUAAAAGAAAACUUGAAAUUAUCAAAGUGUGGUUAAAGCUGAGAAAACUAAAUAUUUGUCAGACUUAAUUUUAAGUAGCAUCAGUAAGCCAUUUGUUCUUUUUAAUAACAUCAGUAAUGUUCUUAAACCGAAUCCAGCCACUUCACUGGAGAUGACAAGUGAAACUUGUGAAAAAUUUCUCUCCUUUUUUAAUGAUAAGGUUGCUUCUAUUCUGGCAAAUCUUUCUCGUUUUCCAUUAAGUUUUAAUGUGGCCACUCAGUGCUCGACUGUGUUCUGUCACUUUGAGCCUGUGUCCAUGCCUGAACUUACAGGAAUAGUCGGCAAGCUAAAACCCUCGUCAUGUUCCACAGACCCAGUCCCCCCUCGCUUUUUUAAAGAAAUCUGGGACACUAUUGAUGUGUCUGUUAGGAACAUCAUCAACAGCAGCUUGAUUUCUGGCUGUGUCCCCUCCUUUUGUAAAAGAGCUGUUGUUGAGCCUUUGAUUAAAAAACCAGGUCUUGAUUCGACAAGUUUGUCAAAUUAUCGGCCCAUUUCCAAAUUACCUUUUGUGUCAAAGAUUUUGUAGAAAUGUGUUCUGGCACAACUGCAGCCUUUUUUAGAUGAAAAUAGCACUUUAGAUCCAUUUCAGUCUGGAUACAAAGCUUUGCACAGUACUGAAUCUGCACUAUUAAAGGUUUUUAAUGACUUGCUUUUAAUGUCUGAUUCUGGCAGCUCUGCCAUUUUAGUGCUUUUAGAUCUUACAGCUGCCUUUGACACAGUCGACCACACAAUUCUUUUAGAGCGCCUGAGAGACUGUGUGGGUGUCAGGGGGACUGCGUUACAGUGGUUCAGAUCUUACCUGUCUGAGAGGUCCUUCUCUGUCAGGCUGGGGGACGCCACCUCCUCUUCUGCCCCGCUUUACUGUGGUGUCCCCCAAGGAUCUAUUUUAGGCCCCAUCCUGUUCGCUCUUUAUUUCCUCCCUCUUGGAGAUAUUUUUAAGAAACAUGGAGUGUUUUAUCACUUUUAUGCAGAAGACUGCCAAAUUUAUAUGCUGAUUUCAAAAGGCCACGGCCCCCUGACACCCCUCCUUAACUGUCUAUGUGACGUCAAGGCUUGGUUAGCCCAGAAUUUUUUAAUAAUGAAUGAGGGAAAAACGGAAAUUUUAGUUUUUGGUCCGGCCCUCACUGACUUGGGACCAUUGCAAAAUGAUGUGUGUCCCAAAGUCACCAGCCUUGGCGUCACUAUACACAGCCAUUUUAAACUAGACAAACAAGUCAAGUGCGUUUUAAAAUCGUGUUUUUAUCACCUUCGUCUUUUAGUAAAGGUUAAACCGUUUUUAUCUUUUAACCUUCUUGAAGAAGUCGUGCAUGCUUUUAUUUGAAGUGGCCUGGACUACUGCAAUGCACUUUAUGCUGGCAUUAGCCAAAAAGCUCUCUCCCGGUUGCAGUUAGUCCAGAAGGCGGCAGCAGGACUUUUAACAGGGGCCAGGAAGCGCCAGCAUAUAACCCCAAUUCUUCAGAGUUUGCACUGGCUCCCUGUUCAUUUUAGAAUUGAUUUUAAAACAUUGCUGUUUGUUUUUAAAUCUUUACAUGGACUGGCACCUCAAUAAAUCUCGGACCUCAUCCAAAUUUACAUUCCUGCGCGCGCUCUGAGGUCCGAGAGCCAGUUCCAGCUCGUGGUGCCCAAGACCAGACUUAAGACCAGGGGAGACAGGGCCUUCUCUGUGGUCGGCCCUAAGCUCUGGAACACUCUGCCCCUCCAUGUUCAAACUGCUUCCACAGUGGAGUGUUUUAAGUCUCGUCUUAACACCCACUUU